Messenger RNA from Lycium ferocissimum, 1396 nucleotides. Its product is annotated as PI-PLC X domain-containing protein At5g67130-like. Gene Ontology annotation, molecular function: phosphoric diester hydrolase activity. Gene Ontology annotation, biological process: lipid metabolic process. NCBI's taxonomy places the organism in Eukaryota, Viridiplantae, Streptophyta, Magnoliopsida, Solanales, Solanaceae. Bases 394 to 1167 code for a protein of 257 amino acids. The record is from RefSeq and is a predicted model, not a curated record. The transcript is spliced from 6 exons.
CUUUAAUUUUGGCCCUUCAAAAUUGACCCUAUGCAUAACGGGCAUAAGUUCUUUAAUUGUGCUAGCAUAACUUGUGAAUUUUGAAGGACAAAAAUUGAAGACCAGCACAAUGAGGGACAAAGUGCAAAUGAAGCAUGUAAAUUUCUGGAUUUUUGAUUGGGCUUUUGAUGGAUAUAUUUGAACUGGACUGGUUAAUAAUAUAAUUGGAUUGAUGUUUCAUUUCAUGUGGGCUUACAGAAUAGUUCUCUGCCAUUCAACAAGUAUGCAUUUCUUACGACCCACAAUUCUUUUGCCAUUGAGAGAGAGCCAUCACACACUGGGACCCGCAGAUUUACCCUCACCAAUCAAGAGGAUACAGUUACUCAACAACUCAGUAAUGGUGUUCGGGGUUUAAUGCUUGAUAUGUAUGAUUUCGACGGAGAUGUGUGGUUGUGCCACUCUUUCGGAGGCCAAUGCAUUGAUUAUACAGCGUUUGAACCAGCAAUAGACACAUUGAAGGAAAUUGAAGCCUUUUUAUCAGCAAAUCCAUCAGAAAUAGUGACUUUGAUUUUGGAAGAUUACGUGGAGACCCCACAUGGUUUGACUAAAGUGUUCACAAAUGCAGGACUAAUGAAAUAUUGGUUUCCUGUGUCAAAAAUGCCCAAAGGUGGUCAAGAUUGGCCCCUUGUGAGUAACAUGGUUGCUAAUGACCAAAGACUAGUUGUUUUUACUUCCAUCAAAUCCAAAGAACAGAGCGAAGGGAUUGCUUACCAAUGGAAUUACAUGAUCGAAAAUCAAUAUGGGGAUGGAGGAAUGGAAAAGGGAAGUUGUUACAAUAGAGUCGAGUCAUCACCAAUGGAUGACACAAGUAAAUCUUUGAUAUUGGUAAAUUACUUUAGGUCAGUGCCAUUGAAGCCAUUGGCUUGUGUUCAAAACUCAGGGGACCUUCUUGACAAGCUUAUGACUUGUCAUGAUGCUGCUGCUAAUCGCUGGGCUAAUUUCAUCGCAGUUGAUUAUUACAAGAGAAGUGAAGGAGGAGGUGCAUUUUUAGCUACAGAUACCCUCAAUGGGCAGCUAUUAUGCCAGUGUGGUGAUGUACAUUCUUGUGCGGUGAGUAACACGCGGGAUCUACCCCAGGUACCUUCACUGGAUCAUGACCAGAAACAAAUGAUAAUCUUUAAACAAUAGAUGCAUUUUCUUUUUAAUCUUAGUUUUCCUUGUUUGGAAAAUCUCUAGAAACAAACUGUUGGGCUUGGUUGCUAUUCGAUGUUCAUGGAAUUAUUGUGUAUGAACAAAAAGUAGUUUUUUUUUUUUUUUUUGAAUUAAUAUGUUUUUGUAUUUUUGAAGAGAAUCAGAAAGAAGGUUUCUUUUGUCUGUCAUUCUAGUAUUCUACUCUAUUAAAAAAAAAAAUUCCCAG